AUGGUGACAUCUACGGAGGCAGAUCCAUCGCCACCUACAGCAAAUGCUGCCCACUCAGGGAUUGAUGGUAAGGCCUCUGUGUUCUUUGCAAUUUCUAAGAACAAUACUUGGAUUAUUGAUACAGGUGUAUCCGAUCAUAUGACUCGGGACUCCGGUCAGUUACAAUUUAUUUUCCCUUCUCCUCAAUCUGUAAUCUCCACGGCUAAUGGUAGUACAUCUCCCAUUACUAGAGAGGGCUCUGUCAUUCUAUCUCAAACUCUCACAUUAGAUAUUGUCCUUGUUGUUCCAUCCCUCGAAUAUAAUCUUCUAUCUGUUAGCCAAAUUACCUCUAUUCUUGCUUGCAUUGUCACUUUUUGGCUCUUAUUUUGUGUUUUUGAGGACAUUCUAACGUGGAAGAUUCUUGGUUAUGAAUUGCCAAUGUCUACAUAUCCACAAAGAUCAAAUAAGGGAGUCCUGAAGAAACAAUAUGAACCUGAUCCUAAAGCCAAGAGUAAAUACCCAAUUAGCAACCAUGUGUCGUCCCGCAGGUUAUCUGAAUCAUGUGCAUUUACUGUUAAUCAAUUAUCAACUGUAUCUAUUCCUAGUAAUGUACAAGAUGCAUUGACAGAUCCGAAAUGGACAAAGGCAAUGAACGAAGAGAUGAAAGCAUUACAAAUGAAUGCCACUUGGGAAUUUGUUCCAUUACCCGAAUGA
Messenger RNA from Camellia sinensis, 693 nucleotides. The record is from RefSeq and is a predicted model, not a curated record. Lineage: Eukaryota; Viridiplantae; Streptophyta; Magnoliopsida; Ericales; Theaceae.